UUUGUGAGUGGACACGCACCAAAGGAGACGCGCGCUCAAGGAGGGGUGGAGUCGGAGGAAGAGGGUGAGUUGAUCCUCGGUUGGUGUGUGUGAGGGAAACAGACGAAAGGAGAGACCUGCUCUCUCACACACACACUCACUCUCUUUCUCUGCGCGGAGCGAGGGGGGGACAGGGCACAAGGGAAGAAUGAGGAAGAAGUCCGCUGCGCUGCGCGCCUCGAUCCAGCGAAUGCGGGUCUGCUGAUGAAGCACCGCUCCGGUCAUUCGAUCAUACAGGUCACACAGGUCUUAAUGGAAAAGAGGAGUAGGCAAGGGCAGAGCAUAAUAGCAGAUAAAAAACUGUCUGUGCAUGGGAAUCCGGACCACUCUGCCCUCCCUUUGUGCGUCUCGGUUGGUGGAAACGCCGUCUUGGCUGGCGUAUAAGACCUCCCUGCGUCUCCAUUACCGUUCCCAAACUGCUGGCUUUUACCUCGACUACCACUCCUCCUCCUCCCGGCACUCCUUCUGCCUGCUUGGACCACAACAAGAAGAGCUGAAAAACACUGAUUUGAGCUGUUCCUGACUGGUCGUCUGUGGAUCGAGGACACGAUCAUAAAGGGUUUAAAUCCUCAUCACUUGUCAAUCUGAUCAACAUGGGCUGUUGGGAGCGCUCGUCCUUCCUGUCCCCUACUCUGAGGCUGGCGGUUGUCGCGGUGAUUCUUCUCCUAAAGCUCCACCCCUCGCUGGGUGGCGCCCCCCCUGAGCCGAGCUUGGAUGGGUCCGUUCUGGCGAUUGCCACAAACAAAAGCGAAUGCAGCAAACCAGAAAAAUGUUCAAAUGGGGUGAUCUUGCCUAUUUGGGAACCCCAGAACCCAUCUUUUGGCGACAAGGUUGCCCGGGCAACAGUUUACUUUGUGGCUCUGGCAUACAUGUUUCUUGGCGUUUCAAUCAUUGCAGACCGCUUCAUGGCGUCAAUAGAGGUCAUCACAUCACAAGAGAAAGAGAUCACCAUUAAGAAGCCCAAUGGAGAAACAACCAAAACUACUGUUCGGAUCUGGAACGAGACUGUCUCCAACCUCACCCUCAUGGCUCUGGGCUCCUCUGCUCCUGAAAUCCUUCUGUCCGUCAUCGAGGUUGUGGGUCAUGGGUUUCAUGCCGGCACACUGGGCCCUUCCACUAUAGUUGGUUCUGCAGCAUUCAACAUGUUUGUCAUCAUCGGGAUCUGCGUCUACGUCGUGCCUGAUGGCGAGACGAGGAAAGUCAAGCAUCUACGAGUCUUCUUCGUCACAGCCACCUGGAGUAUCUUUGCCUACAUCUGGCUGUACCUGAUCCUGUCAGUGAUCUCUCCUGGGGUCGUGCAAGUGUGGGAGGGUCUGCUCACGUUCCUCUUCUUCCCCGUCUGUGUGGUGUUUGCCUGGGUGGCUGAUCGACGCCUGCUGUUUUAUAAGUAUGUGUACAAGCGCUACCGCACUGGAAAGCAGCGCGGAAUGAUCAUUGAGACCGAAGGCGACAGACCACUCCCCUCAAAGGUGGACAUCGAGAUGGAUGGAAAGAUGUUGAACUCUCACGGUGUUGACUUCCUGGAUGGUCCACUGGGCAUGGAUAUAGAUGAGAAGGAUCUGGAUGAAGAGGAGACCCGUAGAGACAUGGCAAAGAUCCUGAAGGAGCUUAAACAGAAGCACCCAGACAAGGAGGUGGAACAACUCAUUGAACUUGCCAACUAUCAAGUCCUGAGCCAGCAGCAGAAGAGCCGAGCUUUCUACCGUUGCCAGGCCACCCGACUGAUGACGGGUGCUGGCAACAUCCUGAAAAAACAUGCUGCCGAUCAAGCACGAAAGGCUGUCAGCAUGCACGAGGUCCGCUCUGAGAAUGAUGAUAACGAUCCUAUCUCUAAGAUUUUUUUUGAGCCUGGGUCCUACCAGUGUCUUGAGAACUGUGGCACAGUGGCUGUGAACGUGGUGAGGCGGGGCGGCGACCUUGGCAAAACUGUUUCUGUGGAGUACCGGACGGAAGACGGCACCGCAAACGCCGGUUCUGACUAUGAGUUCACGGAGGGCGUCGUGGUGUUCAAAUCCGGCGAGACAAUGAAGGAAAUCCGCGUGGGGAUCAUUGAUGACGACAUUUUUGAAGAAGAUGAAAACUUCCUCAUUCACCUUUCCAAUGUCAAAGUGUUGCCACCAGAAGGUGAAGAACCGCAAGAGGGCGAAUCAGCUAACCACGUGGACUCUGUGGCCUGCCUCGGCUUGCCGGCUACAGCAACCGUGACCAUAUUUGAUGACGACCACGCUGGUAUCUUUACAUUUGAAGAGCCUGUUUUCCACGUCAGUGAAAGUGUCGGCACCAUGGAGGUGAAGGUGCUGAGAACAUCUGGAGCUCGCGGCGUGGUCAUGCUGCCAUACAAGACGGUGGAGGGAACUGCUCGGGGAGGUGGAGAGGACUUUGAAGACACCCACGGCGUCCUUGAAUUUCAAAAUGAUGAAAUCUUUAAAACCAUCAAGGUGAAAAUAAUUGACGACGAGGAAUACGAGAAGAACAAAACCUUCUAUGUAGAGCUUGGAGAGCCUCGUCUGGUGGAGGGGAGUGACAACAAAGUUCAGGAAGAGGAGGAAAAGCAGGAGGAAAAUGAGGAGGAAGAGGAGCCGCUGACAGGAAACGAUGAAGAGAAACGGCGUAUAGCAGAGAUGGGCCGUCCUAUGCUGGGAGAUCAUGUCAAGCUGGAGGUGGUCAUCGAGGAAUCGUAUGAAUUCAAGAACACAGUAGACAAGCUCAUAAAGAAGACCAACCUGGCUCUGCUGGUAGGAACCAACAGUUGGAGAGAUCAGUUCAUAGAAGCCAUCACUGUGAGCGCAGGUGAAGAUGACGAUGAUGAGGAGUGUGGUGAGGAGAAACUGCCGUCCUGUUUCGACUACGUCAUGCACUUUCUCACCGUCUUCUGGAAAGUUCUGUUUGCCUUCGUCCCUCCCACUGAUUACUGGAGUGGCUGGGCCUGUUUUGUGGUCUCUAUCUGCAUGAUUGGACUGCUCACUGCUGUCAUUGGUGACCUGGCCUCUCAUUUUGGCUGCACAGUUGGCCUGAAGGACUCUGUCACAGCGGUUGUAUUUGUUGCAUUAGGAACGUCUGUGCCAGAUACAUUUGCCAGUAAGGUAGCUGCCACCCAAGAUCAGUAUGCCGACGCCUCCAUUGGCAAUGUGACAGGCUCCAACGCUGUCAAUGUUUUCCUGGGCAUUGGGGUGGCAUGGUCCAUCGCUGCUAUCUAUCAUCAGAGUAAAGGGGAUGAGUUCAGAGUAGAUCCUGGCACGCUUGCUUUUUCCGUCACACUCUUCACCAUAUUUGCCUUUAUCUGUGUUGCUACUCUGAUGUACCGACGGCGACCAGAGAUCGGUGGAGAGCUGGGUGGGCCCCGGACUGCGAAGAUCCUGACCACCAUGCUGUUCAUCAGCCUGUGGCUCCUCUACAUUCUCUUCUCCUCACUGGAGGCCUACUGCCACAUCCAAGGUUUUUAAGGUGUUGUUGAUGAAGGGUAAAGAAUGAUGGGGAAGCGAGACGGUGAGACAAUAGAAGCCAUGCGGCAGAUUUUGAAAUUUAAGGCUGUCUCAUUGAUCUGUUCAAUCCCUACCUGUUUGCAACAAAUCGAAUGACAAGUGAAUGGACGGAUGUACAGAUGAACGACUUGAAGAUGCACUAAAGCAAUGAAAACACAAUGGAAGAAAAUAAGGAUGCAUGGAAAGACGACAAUAAGCAGAAGAAGCAUAGCACCUGGAGAACUCUCAAGAAAUCGAGAUUUAUUGGAAAAGGGAUUACAAAUAAAUGUGUUUUUUUGCCUAACUCAACCAAUCUAUACCUAUCUAGUUGAUCUAACCCCAACCAAUGAUUAAAAAAUAUAGAUGACACUGAAUAAAAAAUAUGUCAUAAGUGGUUCAAGGAAAUCAAAUAUCCAAAUGACAGGAAGUCCAUAAGACACUAUCAGAGCUCUGGGACAGUUUCUGUGUCAAGUGACUAAAACGUCAGUGUGUAUGUGCAUGGUUAGAAAACACUGACAAUGCAAUCAGAAAAAAAUGGGAGUCAUUGCCAUAACUGUAUAACGACAACAAACGGUGUGCGUGCUGGUAUAUGAUGGUUCGUUUCUGUGCUUGUGUGCUGUGGGAAGAUGGUCAAGUACUGUGAAAAAAAAUAUAUAUAUAUGCCUCUUGUUUUUACUGUCACAGCGUAAAACUAAAUGUUUUCGUAUUCAAGGUAUUCUUAACUCUUGCUCUCCCAGAUUGUAGAAACGUCAGGUUGGACUCUAUUUCUGGGAAGAGAGAUAAAGUGAAGUGAAAAGUCCAUUGAGGUUAAAUUAAUUUGUAAAUAAGAGGUAAGUGUACAAUAUAGCUCAUCAGAAUUCCUCCUGAAUGUCUUGGUUACGCCAUGCUCUUCUGAACGGGACCUCGUUCUGUUGCUUUAAACUGUAGAUGUAAAUGAUUUUCAACUUCUUAUUUAAACGUAUAAGGGGAUAGUGUGCUCUUACCUUUAAUGUGGCCAUUAAUCUGGCCACUUUACCGUUCAAAACUGUUAGAACAACUCAAUUCAUUGCAUUAACAUCCAGAUGAAUACCAUGUUUAGUUUUUAGUUGUUUUUUUUUUUUUUUUUUACAUAAAAGUGCAUUAUCAUUUGGGGAAAAAAAAAUUUUUCCCCUGCCAGUAACUGAUUUGGACACAUCUUGGUUCACCUAUUAGCUUAAAAAAUUAAAUGGUGUCUCUUGACAUCUUCUGCUGGCUGGUCUGUGGAUCAACAUCCUUAAGGGCUUUGUCAAAGAAACAACCAUGAACUCCUGACUCUGAAAAUUGCUUUUCAAUUACCAGAAUGAGUCAUUAAGAAGCAUCUUAACAGGGUUUUGAAAUGCUAAAGCCAGGACCUUAAUCUAAGUUUUCUGACUCUUUGCAAUCGCAUUAAAAACUACAUAAACCUAACAGUGAUAUUAAUUAUAGUGCAAGACCAAUUAUCUAAAAGGAAAUAAAUAUUGAUGAAAAUAUAGCUUGCUAUUCCUAUUUUUCCAAUCAGUUCUGUUUUUAACCUCCCCUGGAGGGAGCCUUUGUUUCAGUUUAUUACAAAAAUCUAGCCACAGAUUUUCAAUCCAUUGUAACGCAUAUUUGUUUACUUUUGUUGUAGUUGGAUUGGAAGAUUUUUAAAUUAUAGAAAUCUUUUUUUUUCUUUUGUCAAACCUUAGAGACCACUCAUCUGUAUUAAAAAACAUUUAUAGGUAGGAAAUAUGUGUUUUUUUAAAUUCAUCAGCUAAUAUUUAUUCAUAAAAUAAAAGCCAUUAGAGAAACUGUUGUACAGUAUUUCUGUUGAAGAUAAAGACUGUAUUGGAACAAAAAAAGGUUAUUUGAUCUUAAAAAAUACAACCAUCCUCUGCUCAGUUAAAUUACAGAGGUAUGGAGAGAAAAGCAUAUCACAGGAGGUUUCAGAAAUUCAGAAAGCUUGUGUAUUUGGGUUGCUGCUGGAAUCCAUAAAAAGCCGUUUUUCAAAAGUGAGUUCAUGAAACAGUCAUGUCCUUAAACAUGGAUAAUUUGGCAGCUCCAAAAAGGCAGUCAAAUGUGUAAUAUGAACAGAUCAAAAGUGCUCUGUUCUAAACAAAAUGAAGGGAUUUUUGAAUGAACCCAGUGGAAGUAAAAGGUCAUCUUUGGUGUCAGAAAGUGGCAGUAUUAAUCACUGAUGUGACUUCAGCUGGGAUUUAAAAUUAUGAAUAAGGUUAAAUAAAACUUCUAUCAGAAGUUCUGUUGGGAACCGUUUGACAAAAUUCCUCAGAAAAAAGAUUGUGUGGGAUGGAUAUUGGCGUAGUGAGUUGAUGCUCUUUAGCUGUGACACUGUGAUCUAUUCUAGGGGCAACCUGUUAAAAUACUGGAACAUCCACUGUCUAUUUGAUACAGGGCCAAAUAAGGUUGUGCCGUAAAUUCCUUUCAAACUACGAAGAUAUUUUAAUUCAACACCCAAUCAUGACUUACUUUGGAGCUUGAAUUUUCCCUCUCAGUGUGUGCGUGGUGCAAAGAAAAACUGACAGCAGUUGCUGCCAUUUACAAGAAAUCUGGCACUGAAAAGGUCAGUAGAGGUUGUAAAAUCACUCUGUGAGCUGUCUCUGUGCACAGCUGUAAUACUCAUAGGCUUCUGAAAAAACCCAUCCGCUAGAACACCAAGUUUUUCAGUAAGAUUUUGUUGAGAUUUCCCUUUCAAAACACAAGACUGACGAACUUACAUUCAUAUGCAGGAAAAGAAGAGCCUAAAUAAAAGAUAAAAACCUUAAAGCCUGUUUUAACUGUGAGAAAAGUCUAGACUUGAGACUGUUAACUAUUUUAUUUGCUGAACUUAAAACACAGAGAUCUCAGUGUACACUAACUUGCUAUGUUGACAUUUUACAACACAACAGUAUGCAAUUAAUUUGGAUACAAAUUCCCUGCUGAUGCUUUUUCUUUUAACCAAUGUACAAUAUACAUAAUGUCAUCUGUAAAGCAGGUUGUCUAAUCUAGAGAUAAUCCAUUGUUGAUUUUUCUGUACUGUUGUCAUAGACAGCUUUCAACCAAGAGUAAAGAUAGACUCUGGAUUAGAUUGGAUUGAAUCGGAUUGUUUAUCUGGCGGAAAUAUAAAAAUGGAAUGGGAUCUGAUUAAUCUAGGUUUAAGGUCAUAGACUUUAAUAAAGGAAUAAUUAAACUAAAUUAGAUAAAACAAUGUGUACCAAAAACAUGGGUCACAACAGCUAAAGUUCAUUGUUUCAGCAGACAUUUAACUGGUGUGACACAAAUGCUCAAAUAUUUUGCCAGCUUUAAAAGGAAAAAUUAGGAAACAGAUUCUGCGUUCACUGCAUUUUUUCGACUCACCAAUGGACGACGCUUUACAGAAAAGUAGCUGUUCUACAAAGUGCAGUUUACCCCUCUUUUGCCAAAGGGAAAUCUUUGUACCAACAUUUGUGAACCCUUUUUUUUUUUUUUUAUAAAAUUCUGAAAACUAUAAAUAUUCAUAUGUCAAAAACAAUAUGUCAUGUGUUUAAAAAAUAGAAAAAGCCUUGAUGCUAUUUACUCUUGAGUCAAAUACAAACUGUAUGUCCUUCUCUUCAUUGGCAUGAAGUUGAAAACUCUUGCACUGUAAAAACAAGAAAGCUAAUCCUUGCUUGUGCAAAAAAAAGUUUUAUGAAAGUAGUGCGCAUACCUUUUUUAAAUAAAUUCAACAGUGAAUAAAUUAUCUUAUAUAUUGCUAAAUUUGGUUAGAUUUGCUUAAACUGUGCAUACAACAAGAUAUGGAUUAUUUUAAAAUGGGAUUAUGUGGUUGCAGUAAUAUAAUUUUCAAAGGUACCAUAGCGUUUUUGCUACACCUGACUUUAAAUCAGUGUACCCCAUGUAUCUACUUUGAUUAUCUUGAUCAUACAUAAGGCUAAUUGCAGAACAAUAAUGGCUGAGGUGGUGCAUUUCAUUUAUUGAUGAAUUGGGACGUUAAAAUGAUGUCACUCUAAAUUAAAUGGGCUCCCUGAGAAGACAAGAGCUUGUUAAAAAGAAGGUAUUUAAUUUUGCCAUGACCACUUCAACAGAUUAUUUGGCAAAACAUUCAGCAACAGUGCAUGCUGUAUUUUAAUAAAAACAGCAGAAUACAACUUUUAUUGAUCAAAAAGGGAUAAUUACUGUGUAUAUGUUUAACUUAACUUAAGUAUAUUAAGCACUGUUAUAAAUCGUAGAAAAAUACUAAAAUAUGCUGUUUUGUUUUUUUUAUUUGUUGAUCUAUAUAGUAGCCAUAUUGAUUUUCUAUAUCAAAAUGGUGGUCUCUCUUUAACUUUUUGUAAUAGAAAUCUGAAUUCAGACAGCUUUUCUGCAUAGAUUUCUAGCCUAGAAUUAGGCAAAUCUGACUUGCAAGAAAAAGUGCUAUGCAUGACAACACAAUAUAGCAUGCUAAUGCGCUAACCACCUGUUCUUGCUUAACCCCUCAUGAUUGUAAAUACCAACUUGGCUCCUUCGUUAGCCAAAUUGGGCCAUUGAAAAAAAACAUACUGACACUUGAAUUUAGCUUCCUGCCUUGGCUGUGACAUUUGAGCGCUGAGGUUUAAAAUAAAGCUCAUAGUAGAGCAUAGCAUGCUGCUGUUUGGCAAGUCUAGGUACGGGUAGAUGGACUUUUUUUUCACGUAAGGUAAGUUACUGUGCUGGUGUAGGGAAGAUGUUUUUGUUUUGUUUUUGAAGUGUUGCAACUUUCAACCUCUUAAGACAUCAUUUUGAUGCAGCAUAAACAGAGCCAGGUUAUGUGGAAGGUGGAUUGUGUUUGAUGCUUGAAUUGUGGUUGCUAUGGUCACAAAGACGAAACUAAUAAGAAAAAAGAAAAAAACAAUUAAAAAACAAGUUUGGAGCUCCCGUUUCCAUGCCUGUUUGAAAACCAACAAGUCAACCUGUGCUAUGAAGUAAAGACGCGCCACAAGGUUACCCAGUCCACCGCUGCCCAUAACCACAAAGUACACAAACAAGCUGUCGAUGGCAUUAGUUUGUUUUUUUGGUUUUGUUUAUCUUUUUGUUUGUUAUGUUUGUUCUUUAUCUUCAGUAGGUUUUGAAAUGAAUGAGAAGACAUUGCACUGGUUUUCACUGUUUUUUAAAAAGGCUACAAUGUUAACGAAAAUAAAAUUGACAAACUUCUUUUUUAGGACAGACGUUCCUAGAGAAAAGCGAUAAUAAUCCAGUGCCGUCAAGUCAGUUCUGAUUUUUAAAGGAUGUUGCUUCCAAUGUAAAGGCUUUUGAAAAGUCUCUGUCUCCCUUAUUAUCUGUGUGUAUAUCCAACUGAGGUAUAAAUAACUGAAACACAAGCAAUUAAAGUAGAAAAAUGUAAGGACAAUCCCUGCCCCAACCAGCCUACUAGAAACCAAACAAAAAUGUCCUGGACCGAAAGAGAUCUUUACAAAUCUCAAAGGAACACCUUACAAGAAUCCUGUAAAAAGAGAUGAGAGAAGAUGGUAAACGAAGAUCCUAGAAGGACAAAUAUUAAAAAAAAAAAUUACAGCCAUAAAUUGAUUUCUUGGUCAGUGAGAUUAAAUGUACUCCUCCUGCUGCCCAGCAUGUCUGUUGUUAUGGUGUCUUUUGUGUCCCUUUGUCUUUCAUCUUCCUUUUUUCCCCUGUCUGUCUGUCUGUCUGUCUCUUCUGCUGCCAUAGUAAAUAGGCAGUAGUUGUUUUUCUUUUCCCCCCAAAGCAGUUUUUAACCCAUCUUUCCCAAUGCCACAUUUUCCACAUUUUGGAAUGUCAAUGUGCUACUUGUUGACACUGUGCAUGAAUGAUAACAAGUCUGUAUAUAGUUAUAGAGAAUCGUAUCCCAUUCCCAUGGUGUUGACAAAACAAAAACAAACAAAAAAAAAGAAUGUUGUACAGAUUUGGGUUUUCCGUUUUCUUCUGUUUCAGUUUUCCGUUGCAUUUUGAGUGUAAAUCUUACCAAAAGACUUUGUUUUUCAAUCUAAGCAAAGUGACAAAACGUUCUGUUUUGAGUAAUUGCUCAUCAAUAUUGUUUUUUUUUUCCUUUUGUUGAAAAGGCAAUAUCUGCUGUUAUUGAAUGAAGGAUGAGAUCUUUAAAGAGUUGUGUAUCUAAAACAAAUAAUCUAUAAUGUAUGGGAGUUGCAUGGGGUAAUUGUACAAAAUAAAAAAGACACUGCUUGCUACUACUUCUUAUACGUGGCUGUUUUCUCAAACAGAGGUUGAGGAAUAUGUACAUCUAAAGGUUAUUUUGUCAUUAAAUAAAUAAUAAUAUUGUGUAUAUACUGUACAGUAUUAACAGUGAGGUGGACCACAUAGCCAUCAUGCUAACUAUAGAGAAAUUAUUCUACAUAUUUAUUUAAACUAAAAAUGAACCCUCACUACACUCAAGAAUGACAUAUAUUGCCUUUUUGGAGAAGUUUUAAACAUGUCUCUAUUGAUCUGCCUUGCUUGUCUUUUUUGUGAACUUUUUUCCUCUGACUUCUUUGUUAAUUUUUACAAUUCUCUUGAAAUUAGGUUUUUAAGAAGUUUUAUCUGCUUUUUUUUUUUUUUUUUAACUAAUUGAAUUGUAAAAUUCAUGCCCACAGUACCUAUAACGACCUGCUUUCUGUCAUGGAGAUCUGGUUACAAGCAGUUUUUCUGCAUGUGUCGUCAUCUGUCUUACUCUCCAAAUAGAUCAUUUAUUUAUAUUUAUGUCACCAUCUGUCUCAUUUGAAACCGUCUCUUAUUUUUCUCUGACAAAUCCUCUCUGUUCAUCCUUGUGUUUUGUAAUCCUCCCUUCCUGCAGGACAUCUUACUUAAAUUCCACUUUUAUUGUUUUGACUCUUAUACUUUUCACAUGUGGUUUAAUCUUUUUUUAUGUACAAUAGUCACAGCAGAUAUGUUUGUAUUAAUGUCUGUUAUUAGGUUUUUUUGUUGUUGCUGUUUGUCUUCUCAAUUUACGUGUGCUCAGUUUUCUUUUAACAAUAAUUUUUGUUGAACACAAACUGAUAGGCAGAAAGUUAAACGUGUGUCGCCAUUAACUGUGACUGCUCGCCAUGAAACAUGGUACUUCUCAUGAAAUCAUUCAAAUAAAGUUUGGGAUACCCUGUUUGAGA
Oryzias latipes (Japanese medaka) is the source of this 10534-nucleotide messenger RNA. RefSeq names its product solute carrier family 8 member 1b (gene slc8a1b). Gene Ontology annotation, molecular function: calcium:sodium antiporter activity. The record is from RefSeq and is a predicted model, not a curated record. NCBI's taxonomy places the organism in Eukaryota, Metazoa, Chordata, Actinopteri, Beloniformes, Adrianichthyidae. Gene Ontology annotation, cellular component: sarcolemma; postsynapse; axon. Gene Ontology annotation, biological process: cell communication; sodium ion transmembrane transport; calcium ion import across plasma membrane.